Molecule: messenger RNA, 2972 nt
Organism: Oncorhynchus gorbuscha (pink salmon)
Lineage: Eukaryota; Metazoa; Chordata; Actinopteri; Salmoniformes; Salmonidae
Product: innate immunity activator protein-like
Exons: 9
Coding region: 35-1993 (652 amino acids)
Biological process (GO): positive regulation of protein ubiquitination; adherens junction maintenance
Source: RefSeq, a predicted model, not a curated record
GGUUUUAACAGUGUGAAAAUACCUUCCAACAGCCAUGGUGGAUAAAGACGAGACCAGUGACACUGACAGUGGGAUCAUUCUCAACUCUGGUCCCGACAGCCCCACGUUGCCAGUCAAGGACCUGACCACCCACACCCGGGCCAUGAGGCUGAAGCACCAGGCUCUAGAGAACAGGCUCGAACUGUGUCUACUGGACCUCAAGAAGCUCUGCAUUAGAGAGGCUGAGCUGACAGGUAAGUUGUCUUCAGACUACCCCCUACUUCUUGAUGAGAAGCACCCUCGUGUCCAAAGGAGGAUAGGAGCUACCUUCAAACUGGAUGACAGUCUCAUCCACCAGGAUGGAGAGGAUUCAGAGCUUCAUUCCUUAGAGGCAGACCUGGCCUUGCAGCUCCAGAUCGUUGAAGCGACCCGUAGACUCUCAGUGGAGGAGCAUCUGUCCAAACCACAGAAGAAGAGCAGGCUGCAGCAGUGUAAGAGGGAAGAUAGGAAAGUUAAGGAUCUCCAGGAAGCCGUGUUUCAGCACAGGAUCAGAAACGAGUGCUCCUCUCCACCGACCAACAGGAACAACAACACAACCAAACACAGAGAUCUGUGCAUGUCUGACGACAGCUCCCUGUCUGAUGCAGUGGCCCUGGACGAUGACUCUCUCUCUUCCUCAUCAUCUGUAGACCCACUCAUACAGUCCUCUGUGGGCUCCCUGUCCCUCCAGUCCUCCUCCUCCCAGGGCAGUCUCCAUCACACCUCAGCCCAGAGCCAGAGCCUCGGCUCCAGCUGCAGUGUGAAGCAGACCCAGACCUCCAGUAUGGGCUCCAGCUGCAGUGUGGAGUUUCCUGAGCGCUCCCCCAUCCAGAACUCCCCCUGGAGAGAGUCUAAUCUGGACCAGCCCUAUCUGAAACCUAACACACCUCUCUCUGUCUGCAGCAGCAGGCCCAGAAGUCCAGUAGGGACCCCAGUAGGGACCCCAGUGUUCCCUGCAGACAGCAGAGUCCUGCCCUCCCACUUCCCCUCCAUUAAGAACCUUGCUCUGAGACAUGGACAGAUCAACUCCUCCAGCGCCCCCUCUACUCCAGAGCUGCACGUACGCAGACAGUACUCCCUGUCCUUCAGGCUUCCCAGAAGUAAGCCCACUCAUGACCUGGGUGAGGGACGUGGGAGAGCCAGGUUGCCACGCCGACGGCCAGAGUUCCUGGUUCGGUCUCCACAGUACACCCCCCAGCGUCUGUACCAGUCCAGCUCUGAACACUCUGUCCCAUCCUACACCAGCCCCCAGCGACUGUACCAGUCCAGCUCUGAGGACAGCAGCUCUGAACACGCUGUCCCCUCCUACACCAGCCCCCCCAGCCGGGACACGGACAGAGAUAAUCACAAAGACAGGGAGGGCCCCGCAUCUCCCGUGAUCCCCAAGUUCUGCCCUCCUCCCUAUGGCUUCCACUACAGAGCCCAAAGUCCCACCAGCCCUGCGUUGAAUGGCUCCAGCUUUCACAAGAAAAACAACCAGCACCGGUCCUCUCCCAGCUUGAGAAGAAGAAUGGCAGAGGAAGGCACCUGUUCCCCUCUUUCCCCACAGGACCAGGGCAGUCCCCUGGGGAAGGGUCUUUACCUGUCCCCCUCCCGGCCCCCCCAGCCACAGCAGCAGCACAGACACUGGCAGCAGGGGCCCCCACCGUCAUCCCCUAGGAGAGUUCUGAAGCCUCCACCCCCCUACACUCGCCUGGUACAUACCCCGUCACUGAGGGAGUACCCCAACCAACCUGUCCGGGUGUUGCCCAGGGAGAUGUCGUCAGACGAGCUCAAGUCCUGGAACCAGUUCCAGAAGUCACGUCCGAGUUCCCUGGAAGGCCAGGGGUCGUUCAGAGUGAAGAGCCCCACGUCCCCUCACCUCCCGCCCUACCUGCAGGGUCCCCACCAGAAGCGGAUCCUUCAGAGGGCUGCAGAUGGAACUCCUAUACAGUGGUUUGUUGAAGAGGACUCGGAGAUCGUCAGCCAGGUGUAACCACAGCCAUAUACAGUAUAUGGUACACAAUAUAUAUCUAUAUCUAUGCAGUAUAUGUCUCUGGUUGUAACCAGGGGGAGUUGCCCUACUGUAGUAUAUGUCUCUGGUUGUAACCAGGGGGAGUUGCCCUACUGUAGUAUAUGUCUCUGGUUGUAACCAGGGGGAGUUGUCCUACUGUAGUAUAUGUCUCUGGUUGUAACCAGGGGGAGUUGUCCUACUGUAGUAUAUGUCUCUGGUUGUAACCAGGGGGAGUUGUCCUACUGUAGUAUAUGUCUCUGGUUGUAACCAGGGGGAGUUGUCCUACUGUAGUAUAUGUCUCUGGUUGUAACCAGGGGGAAUUGCCCUACUGCAGUAUGCUAUGCUACACACAAGGAGGGAAGGACUUUCUCGAGACUAUUGAGUAUGUCUGUAUUUUUUGAGUCAAUGGACUCUCUGUGAGAUUAUAUGUCCCUGGUGAGGGACAACUGUCCUCGACAAAAUGAAGAAGAUCUUGACUCCAUGGGUAGUAGGGUACCGUGAUAUGUAUCUAGCUCAACCACUAUUUUAUCUAAUGCUUUAUGCAAAGCAAGUUUGACAUUUCUAUAUAAAGGCACUUUGCCAGUUAAUUUAUUUAAUUUAAAAUUAAGUUAUUAUUAUUAUUAUAAGGUGAAUCAAUUAGAUUAUUUUCUUCAGGUUAAAUAUGAUAUGUUUUUGUAGCAAGUUUCAUACAUUUGUUAAUGACUAUAACAUAUCAAGAUAGCUUACUGUAGAAGUUACGUGUCUUACUGUAGAAGUUACGUGCCUUACUGUAGUAUUUACGUGCCUUACUGUAGAAGUUACGUAUCUUACUGUAGAAGUAACGUGCCUUACUGUAGAAGUUACGUGUCUUACUGUAUAAGUUACGUGUCUUACUGUAUAAGUUACGUGUCUUACUGUAUAAGUUACGUGCCUUACUGUAGAAGUUACGUGCCUUACUGUAUAAGUUACGUGUCUUACUGUA